AAGGCCCGCGUCUCACUUUAUCACAGAGCCGAUCUUGCAAAUUUGUAACUCAGAUUUCUGCUGCAAACUCUAUGGCGAAAAAGAUACAGAAGUGGAGCAAAAAAGCAGAUUAGCUAUGUCCAGAGAACAGGAUUCAGUGAAACUGAUUUUUCUCGAUCUUCACUGAAACGGUUAAAGUCCAUUAUUGGGUCAGAUUGUUUUCCCAUCUGUGAAAUGGCCACAAGCUGGGGGAUAUGUUGCUGCCUACGCAGGAUCACCUUUGCCAGGAGAUUCCGAACAUACCACCAGCUCUGUCAGCGUCAGCUCUUGUGAGGGUGCUGGCAAAGUUGCACAUUCACUUUUCCCACCUCCAAACCGCAAAUGCACAGCAACUUUGCCAGAUGAGCAAUCGCAGUGAGACAGAGCAGGCUCAGCAAGAAUGGCUCCGGCCUGUAUUUGGGGGCUGUACACCAGCUGGUUACUCUCCACUUCUUUUAGUUCACAUGACAUUAGCGCAGCCCCGACGGAAUCGCCUCCCUGUCUCAUUCAGAGUGAACUGCGCAGGUUCUCGGAAGCUCCCAAACGGCUUCCUCCGUCAAAUGAGUGCAUGUUAAACUGCACGGUGUUGACCUACAUGAAGAUCCUCCGGCAGCGGAAGAGAAUGACCGUCCGUCUACACAAUUCAGUGACAGCCAGUGAGAAUGAAUACUGCUGGCCUUCCCACUUGCGCUGCCGGAAUGGAGAGCGACUGGACAAAGCUUUUGUGUUCUUAGACACCAACAAAGAAAAACAAAAUGUGUCUUUUGGCUAUAUUCUUAAUUCUGUGAUGGCUAUGUCAGCCCAGGGUGUACACAUGACCCCACAGGUUACCAGCUCAAUAAUGAGUGAGCAGUGUGGCAUCACAUUUGAUAUGACUAAGCUUUUCAAAGCUACAGUCAGUACGUUGUGUGUGCAAGUCACCUGCCAGGACAAUACUUCCAUAUCAUGUGACUCACUAAACAACACUCUUAAAUGUCCACCAUUCUUGGCAACAGUAUGGUCCAGGACCUAAUAACCCUUCUCAUGAAGUGCACUGGACGUUGUGUUCACAGUGAAUUAACUAUGUAGCAUUUUUCCAAAGGUUUUUGGAAUGAGGCCUAAUUGAAGACUACAGUUGGACAGAAGCUAGAACUAUGAAGUGGUUCUCAGACGUAUUGGAGACCCCAUGUUUUAUAGAGAAAGGAUGAUCAUCUAUUUUUUAUAUGUCUCUGUUCUGUGUAAGUCUGAAAGUUCAACAUAAGAACAUAAGAAACAGGAGCAGGUAAAGGAUAUUUGACUCCUUAAAUCUGUUCUGCCAUUCAGCAAGAUGAUUGCUGAUUGUAGCCAUAAUUGCACACCAUAACUGAGGGCAUCACUCAGAUCUGAAUGCUACUGAGUGUCAAGCUAAACAGUCAAUGCACGAUAUAAUUGAAAUAAGGUUGCCAACCCUUCCUGAAUUGUCCUAGAGUCUGCUGUUCUUAAAAAAUAAAUUCCUGGAUGUGCAAACCAGAAGAGAAAAAUGGUAAGGGUAUUAAAAAAAAAAUGAAAUUGAAGCUGGGUCUGAAAGGGCAUUAGCAAAAAUGAUCCAAUUAGGCAGUUCAAAGUCUUCUCUCAUUACGCUGGUCCUCCUGGAAUGGACAUAUCAGGUAACCAAUGCCAUUAGCAUGGAAGCAGAGCCGUUAUACAUAACAGUUCUUGCAUUGAAAACUUCCAGGAAUACAUCCAACCAUGGGUGGCAGUCAAUACCGAAUGCCACAUGGUUCCUGCUGCACAAUUUAUUCCUUCUCACAAAUCGUUCAAAAACAGAGAUCUCAGAGUUACAAUAAAAACAGUCACUUAGGUUCAACCAGUCCACGCCAACCAUAUUCCCAAACUUAACCAGUGUCACCUGCCUGCACUUGGCCCCUCUCCUUCCAAACCUUUCCUAUUCACCAACUUGUCUAAAUGUCUUUUAAACAGCAGUUCAUUCAACAUACAAACCACUCUGUGUAACAAGUUUGCUCUUCAUGUCCUUUUUAAAUCUUUCCCUAUCUCACCUUAAAAAGGGACUCCGCACCCUAGAAAGACCCUUGUCAUUCAACUCAUCUGUGCCUCUCAUGAUUUUACAAACCUCCAACAGGUCACCCCUCAACUUUGUGAAAAAAAGUCCCAUCUCUCCAGUGCAUUUUUAUAUCUCAUUUCCGGCAUCAUCCUGGUCAAUCUCUUCUGAACCCUUUCCAGUUUAAUAAUAUCCUUUCUAUUAUAGGGCGACCAGAACUGCACUCAGUACAGAAGAGGUUUCACCUAUGUCCUGUACAACCUCAACAGGACGUCCCAACUCUCAUACUCAAAGGUCUGAGCAAUGAAGGCAAGUGUGCUUAAUGCCUUCUUAAUCACCCUGUCUACCCGUGAUGCAAUUUUCAACGAAUUAUGUACCUAAACCUCGAGGGUCUCUCUGUUCCAAAACAAUGCCCAGGGCACAACUAUUAAUUGUGUAAGUCCUGUCCUUGUUUGUAUUACCAAAAUGCAAAACCUCAUAUUUAUCCAAAUUAAACUUUAUCUGCCACUCCUCAGCCCAUUGACCCAUUUGAACAAGAUAUCUUUGUAAUCCUAGAUAAAGUUCUUCAGUGUGCAGUAUACCACCAAUUUUGAUCAUCUGCAAACUGCCUUCUUAUUCUCAUUCAAAUGACAAACAAAAAUGUUCAAAUGACAAAGAAAAAUGGAAACCAAUCCCCAUGGAACACCACUGGCCACAGGUCUCCAGUCCAAAAAAAAACACUCUCUCACCGUCUAUCACUCUACCACUCUCUAUCUCCUACCAUAAAGCUAAUUUUGUAUGUAUACAAUUGGCCAACUCACCCUGAAUCUCAUGUGAUCUAAUUUUAACAAUUGAUCUACCAUGCGGAACCUUGUUAAAGGCUUUGUUAAAUUCCAAGUAAACAAUGUCUACUGCUCUGCUCUCAAUCUUUUUGGUUAUUUCACAAAGAAAUGUCGAAAUGUGGACCUUUGGGAGAUCUCAACUCUGUUUUAUUCCUUCGCGGAUGCUGUCGGACCUGCUGAGCAUUUCCAGCAAGUUUUUUUUGUUCAUGACUAAUCCUAUUUGUCUGAUGCAUUAUUUGAUAUUAUACAGAAAGUGAUUUGUAAUAUGGGCCUCUGAUUAUGCAUUUUGUAAUUACAGCAAUCAAGUGCCUGACCGAAGAGUCAGGGAGCUGAUGAGAGUGCUGGGAUUGGAAGUUUAACUGCAUUUACUAUAUGCAUGGUACUUAGUAUGAAUACAAUAACAUUAAAUAUUUGCUCUUACCAGCACGAGCAACAUAAUCUCAAGUAAAGCUGUGCAAAGUUACAGUAAUUCAUAAAUACUAAAAACACCAAGUAUACCUAGGAUGUUUUAACUACAUUCAAAACAGAGGAACUGAUAUUAAAAACGUAUGGUCAUGGAAACAGACAUAGUCUUUUUAACUUGGGCCUGUUCCACCGUUCAAACAGAUCAUAGCUCAAUCAGCCUCUAUAGCUUCUUUUAAGAGGAAAGACUUCAUGUUCUACUAGAACUUAAGUGAAGAAGUGCUCCUAGUCAUCAACCUGAACAUCUUAGCUCUAAUUGAAAGACAGUUCAUUUAUUCUGGGCUCCCUAUCAAAAGAAAUAGUUCACUCUAUCCAACUAUUUGAUAAUUUUAAACACCUCAGUUAUAUCUCCCUGCAGUCUUUUAUAGUCAUGGAAAUACAGGCCUGGGUCUGUAAUCUGACCUCAAAACUGUACUCUAUGACUGAUAUUGCCUGAAAUUCUAUGCACAAAUCUGAACACUGUACUUUGCUGGGAUCCAACCUGAGAUUUAUAACUCCCAGGCCUUUGUCUUCAGUAUCCCAGAAAUAAAGGACAAAAUUCCAUUAGCUAUUAUAAAUAUACUUUGUAGUAACAUCAAGUGUGGUCUGUGUAAAAAUUCUUAGAUCAUAAGAUGUAGGAGCAGAAGUAAAUCAUUCUGCUCAUCGAUGAGAUCAUGGCUGAUUUGAUAAUCAUCAACUUAAUUUUCCUGCUUUUCCCUAUAACAUUCAAUCCCCUUACUGAUUAAAAUUCUGUCAAUCUCUGCCUUCAAUAUACUUGAUGGCCAUGUCUCUGCAGUAAGGAAUUCCAAAUUCACUACCUCUGAGAGAAGAAAUUCCUCAUAACUGGGUGUCUUAACUGGGUGACCCCUUAUGCUCUCCUGUCCUAAUCUCUGCCACAAGGUGAAAUAAUCUCUCAGCAUAUCCUCUGUCAUGUCCCCAAAAAUCUUAUACGCUUCAAUAAAGUCGCCUCUCAUUUUUCUAAAUUCCAAUGAGUGCAGGGCCCACCUACCCAACUUCUCCAUGUAAGAAAAUCUUUUCAGGCCUGGGAUCAACCCAGUGAACUAUUUCUGGAUUGCUUCAAAUGCUUUCUUACAUAAGUGGACCAGAAGUAUUUCCACUUCUCUCAGUGUAGUCAAACUAGUGUAUAAAUUUAGCAAGCAUUCCAGAUUUUAAUAUACCAUUCCCUUUGAAUUAUAGACCAACAUUCUAUUUGCCUUCUCUAUUGUGCACUGAACUUGAAUGAUAGCCUUUUGUAAUUUAUGUACCAGGACCCUCAGAUCCCCUAAUUCUGCAGUUUUCUGUAGUCUUUCUCCAAAAAAUAAUAUUCAGCUCAUGUAUUCUUCUUGCCAAAGUGCUUAACAUCACAUUUCCCCACAUACUCCAUCUACCAAAUUUCAGCCCAUGCACAUAGCCUGACUGUAACCCUCUGUAAAGUCUGUGUCAUCUUCACCACUUGCCUUCCCAUCUAUUUGUGUCACCUGCAUACUUGUCUAUACUGCAUUCAAUUUCCUCAUCCAAGUCAUCAAUAUAUUGUAAAUAUUUGUGCUGCCAGCACUGAUCCCUUUAACACCCCACUAAAUACAGACUACCAUCCUGAAAAUCUGCCAACCCAACUCUGCCUUCUAUGAGUUAGCCAAUUCUUUUUCCAUGCUAAUACACCACCCUCAAAAGUAGCUUUAAGUGCAGUGCCUAAUCAAAUGUUUUUUGCAGAUCCAAAUAUAUUUGCUAGUUCCCUUUUAUCACCAUGACAAACCAUUAUCAUCUGAAUAUUUCUUAGGCCCAGAAGUCAACCUGACAAUGUUGCUUACUCACUAUUGAUGUCUCUUUGAAACUUACUACUCUAUUUACUCUAAUUUUAAGAGCAUUAUUGGCACGAGGAAAGCUCUUUAUUCCUUCAUCAAGUUAUCUUAUGAAGGAAAAGUAGGACAUCUUGGAUCGUAGCCUGCCAAUUGGAAGAUACACUUAUGAGCCCAGCGCCUUUUCUUUCUCUGCCCUCCGUUUCUCUCAGGAUCUUGCCAUUUACUUACUUCAAACUCAGACUUAGUUCUUGAAGUCCUGGUUGGGACAAUGGACAGCAAGACUCUGCAACCAAUUGCUUUCACUCUAGCACAGAUCCUGGUCUUGGUCUUGAAGGCCCUCUUUAAAUAACUUCACCAGGUUUUCUUUGGCCAGACCUGUCUUCUUUUCUGAGCUGGUGGUGUUGAUUCUGCCACUUGCGGACAGGUGAAAUACUGCCAGCAUCAGUCAUCUGCUCAUCACAAUGUCCUAUGGUUGUCUCUAAUCAGUCCUUUGUUGUAUUUCUUCAUCAGUGAUAUUGAUAUUAUCUCUACCAUUGAUGCCCAGGAUCUUAUAUAGGCAGUUAGUGGAAGACAUUACAUUUUCGCCUCUUUCGUUUAACUAAAUUCAACCCAACACUACAUUUUUAAAGUUUUUUUUCACUUCAUUUUAAUCAUCUGUUCAAGAAUAAUUAAGCAUGACACUAAAUAUUUAUGCUGCUGGAAAACUCAAACCCUGCAGAAAAAUGAAAGUAGUCAGGACCUACCUGCUACUUUUGGGGCGGCACGGUGACUCAAUGGUUAGCACUGCAGCCUCACAGUGCCAGGGACUCAGGUUCGAUUCCAGCCUCGGGUAACUGUCUGUGCAGAGUUUGCAUAUUCUCCCCGUGUUUGUGUGGGUUUCCUCCCACAGUCCAAAGAUGUGCAGGCUAGGUGGCUUGGCCAAGCUAAAUUGCCCAUAGUGUUCAGGGGUGUGUGGGUUAUAGGGGGGAUGGGUCUGGGUGAGAAGCUUCAAGGGGCGGUGUGACUUGCUGGGCCGAAGGGCCUGUUUCCACACUGUAGGGAAUCUAAUCUAAUCUACUCCAUUGCAUACUCUUGGGAAGUUCAAUGUCACACUAUUUGAACUCCCAGCAAGCUGUUUCCUGAAGAAUAUCUGAAGAUUAAGUGUGGUUGCCAACUGAAGUUGGUUAUGACUCAAUUCUUCAUUGGAACAGACUUCACAUGGAGCAAACCAGGUCUGCUGUGACAAGUGGCAUAAUACACUGAAAAUGCUAAAGCAUUCUUUCAUACCUUAAAUAAACAUGUAUUUUCAUCAUUUUUUUCACAGAUUCAUAAGAAUCAGUUCCCCUUUGUCCUGAAUUAAAUGUGUAAUAUAGCUCAUGCUUCUGUGAACGCAAGUAAUAGUUUAGCUACCUGGUUUAUUAUAAUUCCUUCAGGACACAGACUUGUUUCAAAACCUAACUGCAAUCCAAUCUAUUGUUCACUUGUCUAUUUGAUUGCAGACUUUCUUCUUCCAAGAUGAAUGGAAGAAUGUAGUAAUUUAAGGCUUCAGAAAUUAUAUGAUUCAAAGUCACAGGCUGGAGUGGGUUUGGACAUUAAGAAAUAUUGAAAAAAAAUCAAUUCGGUCUUUGUUCCAAGGAAUUCUUUCUCAGAACUGUCACAAUAUCAAAUGUAAGUGUCACCUAAGAUGCACUGUUACUGUAAAUAGAAAACAAGCAUUUUUCUGAACAUUUUGCACUUAUGUAUAUCUUAAUUUGCUCUUUC
Messenger RNA from Stegostoma tigrinum, 6836 nucleotides. It is a transcript of the gene gsdf, whose product is annotated as gonadal somatic cell derived factor. Bases 419 to 1030 code for a protein of 203 amino acids. NCBI's taxonomy places the organism in Eukaryota, Metazoa, Chordata, Chondrichthyes, Orectolobiformes, Stegostomatidae. The record is from RefSeq and is a predicted model, not a curated record. The transcript is spliced from 2 exons.